UGUUAGGAGAGAGAGAGGAGCAGGUUGUAUAGUCUUACUGCAGGAGUAUCAGGGCUAAUAAACAGGAGGGUGGACGUGCCCCCCUCUCUCUCCUCUCCUCUCCUCUCGCCUCCUCCGCAGUGCACUUGCAGCUGAGCAGCACUCCGGACAGGACGGUCUCCUCCCCCCUCCUCUUCUGCCUCCUCUUCUUAUUCCUCUUUUUUUUUUUUUUUUGCUAUCUAUGUGUGGUGCUGCUGAGGGGUGCACCUUCAGUCGCAUCUCACUCCGGUGUGGGGGUCCUGUACGAACGGACGCGUGACGGUGAGGACUCAUUGAUAAAAAUCCAAACGCCACUGGGAUUAAAAUGAGCACUCCUGCUGCGCGGCUCUCCUCCACCUCCACCUCCUCCUCCUCCUCCUGCUGCUCUGCCUCCUCCACAUAGCUGCUGCUUUCUCUGCACAAGAUCUGAUUUUAUGAGACUCCAGUAGGCGACGCAGGAUGACUACUACAUUAUCGCUGGUGGUUUUGUGCGCUCUGGUGGCGUUAGUGUUGGCAUCUAAGACGGAACGGGCUGUGCUUCUGCAGCCCUGUGACAGUGGCCAGUACACGGCCGGUGGGGAAUGCUGCGAGCAGUGUCCACCUGGAGAGGGAGUGGUGAAGAAAUGCGGCGCUACGCAGACGGUCUGCGCCCAGUGUUUGGACAGCGAAACUUUCUCAGAGAACUACAGUCACACAGAACAGUGCUCGCCCUGCACGCAGUGCACCGGCCUGAUGCGGAUGGAGACGCCUUGCACCGACUCCAACGAUGCCAUCUGCAUCUGCAACUACAACUACUUCUUCAGCUCGAUAUCGGGCCAAUGCGAGUCAUGCACGGUGUGCCCUGCAGGCCAGGGUGUGUUUGCGCACUGCGAACACAACCACGAUACAGUGUGUGAGGAAUGUGUGGACGAUACCUACUCUGACCGGGAAAGCUACCUCGAUCCCUGCCUGCCCUGCACCAUCUGUGACGAGGAAACGGAGAAACAGCUGGCUGAAUGCACACCAACCAGUGAUUCUGUCUGUCACAAUCCUCUACUUCCCACAUAUUUCGCUCCGACAGACAUGGACCCAUCUCCACCCUCAUUUACCAAUUACUUCCUCCCUGGCUCUGACAGUCCGAUUCCAGGAGCAGAGACAACCACCUCCAGCGCUGGCUCUCCUCGCUUCCUCGGCCACGGGCUCAACGAAAACCUCAUCCCCAUCUACUGCUCCAUCGUGGCUGCUGUGGUGGUGGGCCUGGUGGGCCUAGUGGCCUACAUUGUUUUUAAGAGGUGGAACAGCUGCAAGCAGAACAAGCAGGCAGCUAAUAACCGCGCGGCUACGAACAACCAGAUGGUGACGCCGGAGGGAGAGAAGCUGCACAGCGACAGCGGCAUCUCAGUCGACAGUCAGAGUCUGCAGGAGCAUCAACAGCAGCAGCAGGCCCAGGCCGAAGUCCAGGCUCAACCUGCACGCUCUCACACACAGGAACAGAUAGUGGUGAGGGUCGAUGGUGGCCCCCAGCCUGACACGCCACCCCCUGAAGUCUGAGGAGAAAGAAGAGGAGACAUCAGAGCUGAACACAGGGAGAGGAGAGUUGGGACUUGACAGUGGACCAAAAAAACAAAAGCAGGGGGGGGGAGGGGCACAUGGGAAUGUAAAACUGAUCUCCAGUUCACAUCUGAAGUGGCCACAGAGAAAAUCUUUUGACUUUGAAAGCCUCCCAGCACCUUUGGACCACAGUCUGACUCUUCAUCCCUGCAUACAGAGUCCAAAUCUACCCAUCAGUGUGCCUGGACACAAACUGUACGGCAAUAUCAAUCUGUACCAAUGUCACUGCACAUACAUAAUCAUACAAAAUGCCAGUGCAUCUCGUAUUAAAUGACAGUAUCUAAUAUUCCCACCAACUGCCAAUUUAGCAUCCCCAAACCCUGCCUAAUCCUGCCAUUUCCCCUCUACUUCCAUGAUCACUAGCCAUGAAACGAAUGUGCCUGAAAUGGAAAUAGGCAGACAGGUUCUUUAUGAUCUCCCCUUUCUUUCCUAUGUGCAUCAAAAAUAAUUUUCUCUCUUCCUCUGUGGUGUCCCACUCUCAGUUAAUCCCUCAUCUCCAUCCAAAGGAUCCUAUCCAUUAGAUCCCCCCCCCCCCCCCCCAUUGUCUGCGAUACAAAAAGUAGCGGGGGAGGCGUGAGUCAACCCCAACUUCUCCUGUAGUUUCUUGUUCUUUUUCAUUAUUUAACGGACACAUUUCAUGGCAUGUUGUCUCGAAGAGUGUUUGCGUCAAUGUUUGAGAUUGGCAGCUCAGGCUGAUGCAAGUGACUCAUAUCUGGGAAGAAAGGUCAAUUGCUGCGUAGCCCUCUUGGUAAUCAACUAUUUUUUCUCUUUUUCCUGCACUUUCUCUUUCCCUUGGCUGAAAUAGACCUCUUCACAGUGGCUCCAGGGAUUGUAUUUCAGUAAUUUCAUGCUUAUAAUGUAACACGGCUCCGGUUGGUGGUGCAUUAUUUUCAUUUUGUGGCUUCAGUUACAUGGCUGAUUCAGCAGGGUGCUUCCCUCGGCUCUCUAUGGAGCCUGGAUGGGCAACAUGAGAGAAACAUCUCCUGGGCUGUGGAGCUCUGCUGAGUCACUGUGAUGGGUUGAGAUGCAAGCUGUGACGUCAUUGGUGACCCAGUAUAGAGCUGCUACAUAAACAGACGCUUUAAUGAAUUUGGUGGGGAAAAAUAUGCCCAAAGUCCCAUCUGUCAUGCCUUACACUUGCUGAGUAGGAAAAUUGGGACACCCCUCAGAGGCAAACUCUUCACUAUCCUCCUCUCACCGACAGCACCGCCCUCUACAUACUCACUGUUACACUUACACACAGCUCUGAUCGAGCCUGAUAAACAGUCCUGAGGCGCUAAUGUACCAGCCGCGCUGAAUCCAUCAACACAAGGCCCAUUAGCGAGACAUCCCGACAGGCAGGUAGUAAUUACCUCAGGGUUUCAGCUUCUUUACCCUUUGCUCUUCUCAGCUCAGACACAGCUCAUCGGGGGUAAUGCUGUGGUCAACAGAGGGCUGACAUGGCCCUAUUUGAAGAUGCAACAUGACAUUACAGAUCCCUUCUCCAAGCCUCAGGCCGGUGACAUUUAAUAUACCGCCAUGGUGGUAUAAAAGCACUUAGAAGUAUAGCUGGGUGACACUUUUUUUUUUAUCACAAAGAAUGUCUUUUAUGUUCACCCCCUACUACUUGCAGUAACUAUAAAAGCAUAGAUAUCUUGUAUAGAAGCAUAUUGGAGUUACGCUUGACUGCACUGCUUUAGCAUCCAUUCCUACAGGGGCACGUGCUUUCUCAGGGUCCCAAUUUUUGUGAUUUGACAAAAAAAUUAGAGUAUUUCUGUAAACAUCCUGUAAAGUUUAAAUAGACUAGGCAGGUAGACAGGUACAUACAUGAAGCAGCUGUAGAGUAAAAAAACUGUUAAAAGGUGCAGUUUAAUGUGUGUAUUUGAUUGUAUUGAUUAAGGCACUGAUGAAUCAGAAUGGGUUUGAAAUUUUAAGGGAAUUUAUUUUCUUUCCAGCACUUACAUGAGAAAAUCAAGCAGCAAAUUCCAGGCUGAGAAAAAAACAAAUGAGGCAGGUUAUAAAAACUGCAGUUCCUCUAGUGGUCACUUGAGGCUCGAUCCAAAAGGGACUGAACCUCGUUGGGCCCCAUGUUAAAAUGCCCAACGUAAAAGCAGAAUAAAAAUUUUAACAGCCUGGUUAAAAAAAAUAAUAAAAAAAGUCAGAAAACAACAUUGGUUUUGGCAGCUUAUGAAUUCAGGCGCAGAACGCACAGUUUGAUAAGUACGUUUUGUAGCUCCAAUACAGCCACUUUAGGUUUAGACAAUCAACUUGGUGGUGGCCAAAAUGCUGACCUUGAAGCUUCAAAAAUCCAGCUGACAGAACAAUGGAUGACAUCUAUGAAGAAGAUUGGUACCAACUUAUGUUUGUGAAUAAAGCUCUUGCCAGCAGCUUUUGAGCCUAUAGCUAAACAUAAGGACUGGGAAACCAAAGAAUUAGCAAGCCUUGAUCUGUCUUAAGAUAACAUCAGUCUACCAGUAAAAUGAAAGCUGCCUUGUCAACAAUGAGACAUUUCUUUGCCAGUUUUAUUAAUUAAAAGAAAAAAAAGAAAUCAAACAAAAUAUGUUGAGUUUUUACAGAUUGGACUAUUUAACCCCAGGACAAGUGGUUUCAUUUUUCUGUGUAAUUCUUGCAAAGAAAGCACACUCCUGUUUGACUCUGAAAAGUAAAUACAAGACUUAUUAAGUUUAAAAGAGAAAUAUGUAUUGUGUUUACUGGUCAGCAGAGCUGGAGUUCAGAAUGAGUCAUUACAUACUGUGUGAUUCUGCAUCGAUGGGCGGCAUUGUCACCAACAUCUCAAGACAAUUCAACUUCCCGGUCUCUCUCUGUGAUUCAUCUUUUUGGCUGCAGCACUACGAAAGGAAACGAAUAAAACACUGCUGUAUUCUGCUUACAGCUCCUAAGUUGAUGUGGGCAUGUGGUAUGGACAUGUGACUACACACACAUUCACAGACACACACACAUUGAAAGUGAAUGAUUCACUCCUCUAUUGAGAGAGCCGGUAUGAAUCAUUCUGAUCCUGGCUGUGGCUCUUGCAUUAAAGCAAACGCUGCUACAGUAUGAGUGACCAGAUUGUUGAUUUAGAGUGGUAGAACCCCCCCUUCCCUCGAGGUCCAAUUAGCCCUCCGGUACCAUACUCAUCCAUCCUCAUCUGACUUCAUUUCUUUCUACAGCAGCUUGUGGAGUGAAACACACAAUGUAAGAAUGUACAACCGGAAACUACACAGAAAUAUGCAAGACACAUUCAAGGUUAAGAUUUGAAUUUGGCCUCAUUUAUUGUUGUAAAUUGUUUUCGUCUUUACAUUUGCUUGUUGGUCUAUAUUUUGAAUAGUAUUACACUUUUAGAUUCAGUAUUUUUUCUAACUGAUAUAUUGUUUUGUAGCACUUAUUAGAUGUACAACUAAUGCACUCAAAGAGUGUACCACAGUUCAAGUGCCUGUGUACAGUGUCAGGUGUUUGAAAAUUGAACUAUAUUUCUUUUGCAAAUGUUCCACUUAUUUUAUGAUUUUAUGUGCAUUUCUUUUAUUUUUUUAAGAGCUAAUGAAGGUUUUUGGUAAACAGAAAAAAACGUUAUACAUUCUUUGUGGAGACUCAAGCAAACUGUAAAAACUUGGCACCAUUAUUAAGACUUACAUGUACGAAUAGGUUGCCAAUGAAUACAUACUGUAUGCGUACACGCUAUUAAUACCGGCAACCGAUAGGGCCAUGUAGCAUAACAAAUAACAUACAUGUCUGCUACUCUGAAACUCACAUAUUAGGUAAUAGAAAUCAGCGGUGUGCUGAGUUUUUGCAUGUACAGUAGGUCUCAUCGCGUGCCUCCAUUUUAGAGGCGACAGGACAUGUAAUGUGCUGUAAUAUGAAUUCUUUGGGGAGGUUCGCUGUGAUUCUCUGUCUUAUUAUUACAAACUUGAUACAGAAAGAUCAGGACUUUCUCCCCAAAAAAGCUGAAUGUCACCUGUACUUACCUACUAAUUUUAAAUGCAUUGUGUUAAUGUGAAUUUCUUAGAGUUGAUACAAGAUACAAAAAUACAUUAUAAAUGUACAAAAAAAAUUAAAAUGUGUGCAAAUGAAAUGAGCAUCUAUAAUACAAUAAACGAGAUGACAUUGCAA
Labrus bergylta (ballan wrasse) is the source of this 5694-nucleotide messenger RNA. RefSeq names its product nerve growth factor receptor a (TNFR superfamily, member 16) (gene ngfra). Gene Ontology annotation, cellular component: plasma membrane; cell surface. Lineage: Eukaryota; Metazoa; Chordata; Actinopteri; Labriformes; Labridae. The record is from RefSeq and is a predicted model, not a curated record. Gene Ontology annotation, biological process: Rho protein signal transduction. Gene Ontology annotation, molecular function: death receptor activity; nerve growth factor binding; coreceptor activity.